Molecule: messenger RNA, 3042 nt
Organism: Eublepharis macularius
Lineage: Eukaryota; Metazoa; Chordata; Lepidosauria; Squamata; Eublepharidae
Gene: DGKI
Product: diacylglycerol kinase iota
Exons: 34
Coding region: 1-3042 (1013 amino acids)
Biological process (GO): lipid phosphorylation; intracellular signal transduction; regulation of synaptic transmission, glutamatergic
Cellular component (GO): nucleus
Molecular function (GO): ATP-dependent diacylglycerol kinase activity; protein binding
Source: RefSeq, a predicted model, not a curated record
AUGAAUCCUCCUUCGGCAGCCGGAGAGGAGAAAGGGGCUGCGGGAGGCGGCGGCAGCGCUUGCCGGGGAGCCGAAGGCGGAGGGGACCCCAGGAGUGCGGGCGCAGGAGCGGCGGACCUGGAAGAACCUGGGCUGGCCGGUCCGAAGGAAGAGUCUCUGGAAGAGAAGCUGAAGAGCUUAACCUUCAGGAAACAGGUGUCCUACAGGAAAGCAAUCUCCAGGUCUGGUCUUCAACAUCUGGCUCCUGUUCAAAACCUCAACAUUGCCAUCUCCAACGGGCCAGUGAAGGAACCAAGAAUGGCACUAGAAUGGAGUGAAAAUGCAGUGAAUGGAGAACACCUCUGGUUGGAGACCAACGUUUCUGGGGAUCUGUGCUACUUGGGAGAGGAGAGUUGUCAAGUUAAAUUCUCGAAGUCAGCAGUUCGUCGAAAGUGUGCUGCCUGUAAGAUCGUAGUCCAUAAUGCGUGCAUGGAACAAUUAGAAAAGAUUAAUUUCCGGUGUAAGCCAACUUUCCGAGAAGGCAGUUCUAGAUCUCCAAGGGAGAAUUUUGUUCGCCAUCACUGGGUGCACAGGAGGCGGCAGGAAGGGAAGUGUAAGCAGUGUGGAAAGGGGUUUCAGCAAAAAUUCUCCUUUCACAGUAAAGAGAUUGUGGCCAUCAGCUGUUCGUGGUGCAAACAGGCGUUUCACAAUAAGGUCACCUGCUUCAUGCUGCAGCACAUUGAGGAGCCAUGUUCUCUAGGGGCUCAUGCAGCUGUAAUCGUACCUCCCACCUGGAUCAUUAAGGUGAAGAAACCUCAGAAUUCACUGAAAAAUUCAACUAGGCGGAAGAAAAGGACAUCUUUUAAAAGGAAAGCAAGCAAGAGAGGCAAUGAGGAAAACAAAGGCCGGCCAUUUGUGAUAAAACCCAUCUCUUCCCCACUCAUGAAGCCCUUACUUGUAUUCGUGAAUCCAAAAAGUGGAGGAAAUCAGGGUACAAAGGUUCUCCAGAUGUUUAUGUGGUACUUGAAUCCACGCCAGGUUUUUGAUCUCUCUCAGGAAGGACCAAGAGAUGCGCUUGAAUUGUAUCGAAAAAUGCCAAAUUUGCGAAUCCUGGCCUGUGGUGGGGAUGGAACAGUGGGCUGGAUCCUUUCUAUCCUGGAUGAGUUGCAGCUGAAUCCCCAGCCUCCUGUUGCUGUGCUUCCACUUGGCACUGGGAAUGAUCUUGCCCGCACUCUCAACUGGGGAGGGGGAUAUACCGAUGAGCCUGUCUCAAAAAUUCUUUGCCAUGUAGAAGAUGGGACCAUUGUCCAACUUGACCGUUGGAACCUACAGGUAGAAAGAAAUCCCGAUCUGCCCCAGGAUGAACUAGAGGACGGAGCACAGAAGCUUCCCCUCAGUGUUUUCAAUAAUUACUUCAGCCUUGGAUUUGAUGCCCACGUCACACUAGAAUUCCAUGAAUCUCGAGAAGCAAAUCCUGAGAAGUUCAAUAGCCGCUUUCGUAACAAAAUGUUUUAUGCCGGGGCAGCCUUUUCAGACUUCCUUCAAAGAAGCUCUAGAGAUUUAUCCAAGCAUGUGAAAGUAGUGUGUGAUGGCACAGACUUGACCCCAAAGAUUCAGGAGCUGAAGUUCCAAUGUAUAGUGUUUUUAAACAUACCCAGGUAUUGUGCUGGCACAAUGCCCUGGGGGAAUCCAGGAGACCACAGAGAAUUUGAACCACAGCGGCAUGAUGAUGGUUACAUUGAGGUCAUUGGAUUCACCAUGGCAUCCUUGGCGGCUCUUCAGGUGGGAGGCCAUGGAGAAAGGUUGCAUCAGUGCCGGGAGGUGACGUUACUGACGUACAAGUCCAUUCCCAUGCAAGUGGAUGGAGAGCCUUGCCGGUUGGCUCCUUCACUUAUCCGAAUCUCCUUGAGGAAUCAGGCCAAUAUGGUACAGAAGAGCAAGAGGAGGACAUCCAUGCCUUUACUCAAUGAUAUCCAUAAAGUGCAUUCUACUGACCUCAGGAGAGUCUCAGCUCCCCCUGAUUCCUUCACCAUUCCCCACUCAAUUCCAGAACGCCUGCGGGUCAGAGUGAACAGAAUUAGUUUACAAGAUUAUGAGGGGCUGCAUUAUGACAAGGAAAAGCUCCGGGAAGCUUCCAUUCCUCUGGGAAUCAUAGUUGUACGAGGAGACUGUGACCUGGAGACUUGUCGUAUAUAUGUGGAUCGUCUGCAAGAGGAUUUGCAAUCGGUAACUUCAUCUACCCAGCGAGUUCACUACCAGGAUCAGGAAACUUCUUUCGCAAGAGUACUGUCUGUACAAAGACUUUCCCCUAGAUGGUGCUUCCUAGAUGCAACUUCUGCUGAUCGCUUUUACCGCAUCGACAGAUCUCAGGAACAUUUGCAUUUUGUGACAGAAAUUUCGCAGGACGAAAUUUUUAUCCUGGAUCCAGAGCUGGUAGCAACACAGCCUGCAGGAACACCUCCAGGAAUGCCCGAUCUGGUAGUAGAGCAGGCCUCUGGAAUAUCAGAUCGAUGGAACCCUGCCGUCCGAAAGCGCAUGCUGAGUGACAGCGGACUAGGGAAGAUGUCCCCCCACUACGAGGUACCUGAAAAACAAAAGGAGGCCAGCCAGACGCACAUGCUGCAGUCUCCAGUUUCUUCAGAGGAUCAAGCACUUUUACAGUCCGUAAUAGCUGGUGAUUUCCUAAAAUUCAUAGAAUGCUGUAAAAAGGGAGCUAAUCUGUUAAUCCAGGGCCCUGACCAUUGUUCCUUGCUUCACCAUGCAGCCAAGACUGGUCAUGGUGAGAUUGUGAAAUACAUCCUGGAGCAUGGCCCUUCAGAGUUACUGGAUAUGGCAGAGAGUGAAACGGGUGAGACAGCAUUGCACAAGGCAGCCUGCCAGCGCCAUCGUGGUAUCUGCCAGCUCUUGGUAGAGGCCGGCGCGUCAUUGAGGAACACGGAUUCCAAGGGAAAGACGCCACGAGACAGGGCCCAGCAGGCUGGGGAUCCAGAUCUAGCAUCAUACCUGGAAAGUCGACAGAAUUUCCAAGUGGUUCCCCGUGAGGACCUCGAGACGGCAGUGUGA